Equus quagga is the source of this 4271-nucleotide messenger RNA. RefSeq names its product tubulointerstitial nephritis antigen (gene TINAG). Gene Ontology annotation, molecular function: cysteine-type peptidase activity. The coding region runs from base 72 to 1502 and encodes 476 amino acids. Gene Ontology annotation, biological process: proteolysis. Lineage: Eukaryota; Metazoa; Chordata; Mammalia; Perissodactyla; Equidae. The record is from RefSeq and is a predicted model, not a curated record. Gene Ontology annotation, cellular component: lysosome. The transcript is spliced from 11 exons.
UCCGAGGAAAGCCCCAAGGCCAAGCAUAUUGGAUAUAACAGAAAGUGGGAGCCAUACCUGGCGUCUAAAGAAUGUGGACCGGAUAUAAGAUCUUAAUCUUCUCUUAUCUAACCACAGAAAUUUGGAUGGAGAAACAGUAUUUAUCUCAGAGAGAAGUGGACCCAGGAGCCCAUUUCACUAGGAAUCACACUGUUUUGGAAGGUACUCGAUUCAAAAGAGCCAUUUUCAAAGGGAAAUACUGUAGAAUUUUUGGUUGUUGUGAAGACAGAGAUGACGGCUGUGUCGUUCAGUUCUAUGAGGCGAACGCGCUGUGUUACUGUGAUAAGUUCUGUGAAAGGGAAAAUUCUGAUUGCUGUCCUGAUUACAAGUCAUUUUGCCGUGAAGAGAAGGAAUGGCCUCCUCAUACAACGCUGUGGUAUGCAGAAGGUUGCUUCAGAGAUGGUCAGCAUUAUGAAGAGGGAUCAGUAAUUAAAGACAACUGCAACUCUUGCACAUGCUCAGGACAGCAGUGGAAAUGUUCCCAGCACGUGUGCCUCAUUCAACCAGAAUUAAUUGAACGUGUCAAUAAGGGAGACUACGGAUGGACAGCUCAGAACUACAGCCAGUUCUGGGGAAUGACUUUAGAAGAAGGUUUCAAGUAUCGUCUUGGCACCUUGCCACCUAGCCCUAUGCUUCUGAGCAUGAAUGAAGUAACACCUUCUUUACCUGCAACAACUGAUCUUCCGGAGUUUUUUAUUGCUUCUUAUAAGUGGCCCGGAUGGACUCAUGGCCCCUUGGAUCAAAAAAACUGUGCUGCAUCGUGGGCAUUUUCCACUGCAAGUGUGGCUGCUGACCGAAUAGCAAUUCAGUCCAACGGUCGAUUCACAGCCAAUCUGUCUCCUCAGAAUUUGAUCUCUUGCUGUGCCAAGAACCGUCAUGGAUGCAACAGUGGAAGCAUCGAUAGGGCUUGGUGGUACCUGAGAAAACGUGGACUGGUAUCCCAUGCAUGUUAUCCACUUUUCAAGGACCAAAAUGCUACCAAUAAUGACUGUGCCAUGGCAAGUAGGUCUGAUGGGCGGGGCAAACGGCAUGCCACAAAGCCAUGUCCCAACAACAUCGAGAAAUCUAAUAGGAUCUACCAGUGUUCUCCUCCAUACAGAGUCUCUUCCAAUGAAACUGAGAUAAUGAAAGAAAUCAUGCAAAAUGGACCAGUUCAAGCCAUAAUGCAAGUCCACGAUGAUUUCUUCCAUUAUAAGAAAGGGAUAUAUAGACAUGUUACCAGCACACAUGAAGAACCAGAAAAGUAUCGAAAGCUUCGGACACAUGCCAUCAAACUUGCUGGGUGGGGCACACUGAGAGGAGCCCAGGGGCGGAAAGAAAAAUUUUGGAUCGCUGCCAAUUCCUGGGGAAAGUCCUGGGGCGAGAAUGGCUAUUUCAGGAUUCUUCGAGGAGUAAAUGAGUCUGACAUUGAAAAGUUGAUUAUCGCAGCUUGGGGCCAACUGACAAGUUCAGAUGAACCGUAACAUAUCAUUAAAUUUCCACAAGGCCAUGCAUUUACAUAACCUCUUAAAUUGAAAUUAAGCAAUGUGAGGUUCUCUGUGACCGUGGAAUUUGUCUCUUCACCUUGUUAUUAUAACAUGCGUGUCUUCUUGUUACACUCUAGGCUCUAUGCUUCUGCUUCCUUUGUACUACUGAGUAUAUAAAAAUACUGAUAGAGGAUAGCAGAGUAGCUUAAUGCCUUUAAAGUUCCCUGGUUGUGUUUAUUUUUCUCUCAUGACGGUGUCCUUUUGACUUUGAUAGUUCACGGUGUGACAGCACUCGUCUUGAAAAGUUCACAGCAUUCAUUUAUAGAAAUGAUGUGGUUUCUCUGACCAGUGAGAACUUCAGACAACAAAAAGCAACGGAAACACCAAUUUACCAUCCUUAUGAUUUUUUUAACCAAAUAGUGCCUUCUUACUUCAGAUCUUGUUUAUGUUUUGGCAAAUACAAUGGAAAUAGAUUAUUGUUUCCCUCCAUAAGCUAACAUUUUCUUUCUUUUUAUUUGCCUAAACCUAACUCACAAUCUGAAUCCAAAAGGGAAAAUAACUGCCCACAGGAAAUAAGUGCUCUUUAUGGUCCUGUGUAAUGGCCUGUGAUGUGGACAAGAUGGUAAGUAAUGGAAAAGCUUAGAGAGUAGCAAUAGAAAUACAGUCUUGACACAUAUUACACCCCUAUUUUUGGAAGCCAGUACACAUUGUGUAAAGUCUAUUAAAAUCAGUUGCAAAACUGUGUUUGGAAAGAUAAUAUAUUUACCCCCUAAAACAGCAACAUGAUGCCACAAGUCAGAAAGAAUAAAUACACUUUAUCACAACCAUUUCACAGUUCACUGCUUGAGAUGCUAAAAAGUAAGCUAAAUUGGCACUAAUUUGCAUCUAAUUUUUAUUUUCGUUCUCUGUAGUCAGAGAAACAAAAAUAGCAUCAUCAUAAUGGUUGGGAAAGGAUAUAAUCUUUUAAUUCACUGGCAUCUUAAAUGGCAAACUAAUAAAUGGAGAAGCGAAGUUGAUCAGUAAGUGAGAAUGGCCAGUUAUAAUUACAAUGGUCGGGUACCAAUGGCCUUAAUUUCUGGACACUCUGUCAUCUUAAUUUUCAGUGUGGGGCUUUUCUAUGUUGUUGUGUCCAAAGGUGUCGUGAUUUAGAUAAGUCAGACGUGCUGAAAACGUGAGGAAGCCGAGCACAGAACAGUGAAGUGUUGCUGCAAUUGUCGUUUCUCCAUCUAUCACUGCAGCUUUGUCGAAGAAGCAUCCAUUCAUUUGGCUCUCGCCUAGAAAAUAUACAUGAGGCUGUUUCACCUUAUUGGGCUUGGCUGAUGUUCCCUCAGAGGGUUGAGAAAUAAUUUGGUUUUAUCUCAGUCUGGAUUCCUCUAGAAGGAGCCUCUGAGAUGAGGUUUUGAGUGCAAGUGGUCUGGGCAGAGAAGGGAACACUGAGAAGAAACUGGGGCAUUGACACAGGGUAGUGAAGGCAGACUAUAUAAGUGCAUUACCAAGCAAAGCACCCCACAGGCAACUAGUUCUUAUCCCACUGGGGACUGUUACACAUUCCUCAGAUACGUCACCCAAGAAAGAUGUUCGUUGGUUGUGGGCUGCUCCUGGGGGCCGUGAAUUCCCUUGUUGUUCUGAUCUGACGUAAGGGUGGGAAAAGCAGGUUCCAGAAUCAAGAAAAAACCCACAGGCCAAGAAAAGUAGGUUUUCAUGGUCAGGUGUUAGAUUGAUGUCCACUGAAACGGCACAAUGAGGCUAUGUGGGCAGGGUACCAACAGCGUCUCUGCUACAGGUGUUAAAACACUUCUAAAACAUUCCUUAGAUGUUCAACACCGAGGAAGUAAUGAAUAAUAAGGCACUAAAAUGCCAGAUGACUAAUGUUGCUUUUAAAAACAUUGAUGGGGUUAAGUUGAUCCAACCUUGUCCUUGUUAUUUAAAUGGACAAAAAUUGUUGGAAUUAAUUUUCACAUUUUGAUUUAUGUGUCUAGAUUGUAGGCCUGGAUUCUGCUGUUUUAAAAUUUCCUUCUUUUCUAAUGACCCCAACUGAUGAGGAAACUGAUCACAAAGAUUGAAGGAAAAAGAAAGAAAAUACCACAAUAGUCAGUCCCAUUGGAAGGCACAAGACGUAUUUGUCAAGCAAUUAUAGACCAGGAGCUAGAGGAGAGAGAGAAAUUAACUGAGACAGAAGUAUAGCAAUGGGGUAUGGAAAAUAUUAUUCCUGAGGUUGGUUGAGUUAGUGUCUUCCUUUGAAUGAUGUUGCUUCUCAUUUGCACAACUUUAAAGAGCAUGUUUGGUUCUAUUUAUUAUCCAAGGGCCCCUAGCCAACCUUCAAAAAAAAGUAGUGAUUGGCAUAUUCCUUUGCCACUCUAGGGACUGAGUAACUAUUUGUAGAAUUGAUCUGAUUGAUGACUAGAUGGUUUUCGCCCACACUGUGGCUUUUCUUGGCCUGCAGGUGUGCUCUACUCACCUCAGCUUGGACUGAGCAGUGGGAAGGACCACACACUUGGUACACGUGUCUUUAGAGUUCCUGUUUCUGUCUGCAUAUAUGGAGUCUUAUUAUUUUGAGUUAAGAAUAUACAGGAGAAAAAUUCUCCAUGAAGAUCAUGUAACUCAACCAGAACAAUGUCUCUCAGAUUGGAUAAGACUGUGAGCACUAAGAUUUGGUUUUCUUCCUGUUCAAUCAAAUGUAUGUAGCAUUUAUGUGCUUUUUAUGAGAUCCAGUUUAAACUGGUUACUGUAUAUAGUUUUUCCCGGAAAAAGAGGAACUUGUCCCAA